UUAGAAAUACAUAGCAAAAAAUCAACCGCUAAAUAAACAUAGAGCAAAAUGAAUGCUCCUUGCACUGAAGACCCUUAUUAGCCUUAUUGACAGUGAUAACUGACAGAUGGAGGUGAGAGACGAAUCAAUUCAUUUCAAAUCUAUACCUAAGAGAAGCAAUAAAACUCAAUAAUGGAUUUGACCUCACUCGCUCUGAGAUCUUUAUGACGACUGAAUUGUUGAGUAAGGUGUUUUGUAUUAGAGCAGUUGUGACUUGCAAAUGUUAACCAAAUAGCGCAGUUUCAAGUGGUUGUCUAGUGUGCUAUCUUGAUCACGUGGUCUCACUCUUUUGAGUUUUAUUGCUUGGUGAAUUUUGAAAUAAUCGACUUGAAAGGGAUUGGAGACGAGAUAAGUUAGGAACAUUACUAAAGAGAAGCAACUCAAAUCCAAACAUUGCGAUAGGCUAGAAUAUGAUGCCGUCAAUUUUUAGAAUUUGAGUGCUCAAAUACUUGGAGUAUUAUUGUUAUUUGUCAAAGAUUUCAGUUGAAGCGAGGACAUGGAAAUCAACAACUACAUCAACAUAGAUACCUUACUUGGUGUCAGUCUUGCAGUUGUUGUACUUCUCUAUCUGUACUUAGAACGGAAAUAUGGUUAUUGGAAGAGACGGGGUGUGCCACAUCUACAGGCAACUUCUCUCAUUUUUGGAAAUGUCAAACCAUUAUUUUUCUCAAAGGAAGACAUGAAAAGUUUCUAUCAAUAUAUUUACAACUCUUAUAAAGGAGAACCUGUUGUAGGAUAUUAUGAGUUCCAAAAUCCUGUAAUCAUGGUAAGGGAUUUGGAUUUAGCAAAGAAAGUUUUAUCUCAGAACUUCAAUAACUUCAGCGAUCAGAGAUUCUCAAUCAGUUCAAGUGUGGAUCCCCUUAUGGCGAUGAAUCCAUUCAGCAGGACAUACCACAACAAGUGGAAGGAGUCUCGUGCCGUGUUGACUCCUGGCCUGACACAAGGCAAGCUGCGCACAUAUCCUCAAGUCUUCUUCAAACCUUUCAAAGACAUGAGUAAAUUCAUUGAUGAAAGCAAAGCAGAUAUAGAAUUGAUGGACUUAUCGAAAAGAGUGACGUGCGAUGUGGUUGCAAGCUGGGGAUGGGGAGUGGAGGGGAACGCCUGCUCAACAAAGCAAUCACCAAUCUAUGAUACAUUCAAAGGCAUGAUUAUUGAAAGCUAUGGUUUGGAUUUGAUGGUGUCCAACAAGUUCCUUGCUAGAAUCUUGCGCUACUGCUUGUUUUCGAAGAAACAAUCAGAGUUUUUUCUUGAUUUAACGCGAAAGUGCCUUGCUGUCUCAGAAGGAAGCAACGGUCCGCCAUGUCUCCUGCAAAUCUCGGCUCAGGCAAUUUUGAAAUGUGAUGAAUUUGAUUCUGAUGAUAAAGAAAACUUCAUCAAGGAAGUGACUGGUGGUCUCUGCACAUUCUUCCUAGACGGUUAUUCAACGACAUCAGCCAUUCUCUGUGUCCUCCUCUACGAAUUGAUGUUGAACAAAGAUGUUCAAUCCAAACUGAGAGAAGAAAUAAAAGAUCUAGACAAUGAUUUGAGUCUGGAGAAACUGGAAAAGUUGGAAUACUUGGACAUGGUUCUAUUAGAAAUUCUCCGGAUACGAACUCCGUUCCACUACCUUGGCAGGACUUGUACAGAAGCAUGCACUCUCGGCUCUGUGGAGUUACAACCCGGUGAUGACGUCAUAGUGCCAAUCAGCGCAAUACACAUGGAUCCACUGUAUUUUCCAAAUCCAGAGCAGUUCAAUCCUGAAAAUUUCAGUCAAGCCAACAGAAAAAGCCGGCAUCCAAUGACGUCUCUUCCCUUCGGAUUCGGACCUAGAAUGUGCUUGGGUUUGAAUUUCGCCAAAAUUUUCUUGAAAGUUAUUGUAAGCGGUUUGAUCAAUGAUUACGAGAUAGUUGCUCCUGCAAGUCACCAGUUUGGACCUGUUCAUUGGAAUAGAUCUAAAGCAUUCGUCCAAUUCACUGAACAGUCAUUGUAUGUCAAAUUUGAGAAACUGGAUAAAAAUGAAGAAGACCCCGUGGGAGACCCAGACAGAGAUGGUGGCAACAGGUUAAGACUGACAUGGAGAGACUUGGAGCGACAGAAAGAGAUGCUGAGGAGCGAACUACGUGGUGACAGUUUGUUGUUCAAGAUCACAGAAGAGGGCGAUCUGGUCGCCGCUAAUUAUGUUUACUCUCAGUUGAGUGUCUGCACUCUCUUCCUCUCUUCAUGCUUUAUUUAUUCGUUACAGAUGUGUUCAUUUCUGUUCUCAGUGCUAGGAUUUUAUUUUCGAUUCACGAUGGAUUCUGGUAAUCCCAUACUAAUAUGUAUUGGUUUAUUAAUCAGUUUCCUCAUCACGGUUGCUUAUGUCUAUUGUGAAUGGUUGUAUGGUUAUUGGAAGCGAAAGAAUGUGCCACAUGAGAAAGCAACUUCCAUCAUCUAUGGUAGUAUCAGGAAAAUAUUCAAAGCUGAAGAGAGCCAAGGAAUUUUCUUCAAGGAUAUCUAUGAUUCUUUUCCUGGCGAACCUUUCGUUGGAUUCUAUGAGUUUCAAAGGCCUAGUUUACUUUUGAGAGACCCAGAAGUUGUGAAAAAAGUACUUACUGAAAAUUUUAAUUCAUUUCACAAGAACGGUGUCUACACAAACGAGAAGGAAGACUCCUUCUUCAGUCGAAAUCCGUUCGUUUUGGCCGGUACGGAAUGGAAGGAAGCUAGGUCAAAGCUAACUCAGGCUCUCACAGUGAAUAAGCUCAAAUUUAUUCCUGAAAGUGUCUCAAAAAUGUAUCCAAGCAUGAAGACAUUCCUGGAUGAAGCGAACGAUAACAUCGAGGCUUAUGAGUUGGGUACAAAUAUCACUAGCGGAAUGGCAGCAUCAUGGAGCUGGGGAAUAGAGGAUAGUGGAUUUACAAAGACUAAAUCCUAUGUGAGAGAAAUUGCACAGAAAUUUGUUGAUGUGUUUAUUGGAACUGACUCAUCUAUGCAACUUAUUCAUAUCAAUCCAUGGUUCACGCCUCUCUUCAGACCUACAAUCGUCUCUCAAGAAAAUGGCUUUUUCAACGACCUCACUGCAAAGUCAUUGAAGAUGCUGAUCAGUACCGGUAACAGAAAUUCACCCUGCAUUUUGAAUUCUCUAAGACAAACUCGGCUGAAGUCUGGACAAACAGAUGAUGAUUUGAUGAAAAAUGAUGCAAUCAAAGAUCUGAGCGGUGUAGUUGCAUCCUUCUACCUGGAUGCUUACGAGACAACAGCCAGAGCAAUGAGCUUCAUGUUUUAUACUCUUGCCCAGUAUCCAGACGUACAAAGUAGGCUGAGAGAAGAAGUGAAGAAACUUUCCAAAGAGCAAAUAACCCUGGAGGAGGUUCAAAAGUUGCCAUAUCUGGAUAUGGUUUUUUCAGAGGUGUUGAGGUUGUAUCCUCCAGCAACGUUUUUGAGAAAGAAAUGCACUCAAGACUGUGAACUUAGUGGAGUGAAAGUGGAGGCUGGAAGCCACAUUAUUUUGCCGAUUUUGGCGCUGCACAUGGAUGGUGACAUCUACGCUGAUCCCGAAAAGUUUGAACCUGAAAGAUUUUCUGAGGAAAACAAGAACGAUCGUCAUCCUUAUGCGUACAUCCCAUUUGGCUCUGGACCUCGUAUGUGCCCUGGUAUGAGGUUUGCCAUUUCACUAAUCAAAGUCAUCACUUCAUUUCUCCUACAAGAUUAUGAAAUUCUUCCCCCUAAAAAUGAGGAGCUCAAACCGAUUAAACCGAGUGUAAGUGGAGUUCUGCUUGUUCCAGAUGCUCCUCUCAAACUCCAUAUCGCCAAACUGAAUAAAUAAUUUUGUUCGAGAAGAAUUCCCUGUCAAUUACCAUUAUGAGACUCUUUAGAAUGUAAGCUGUAUCGGAAUAUUUCUCUAUUCAUAAUAUUUCCUUGGUAGGCUACUUGAUUUUGAAUUUGAAUUUUUUAUUUUAUUUAUUUAUUUACACACACAUACAAGUUUGAUACAGAGAACAGCAAAAAUAAUACAUGCAAACAACAACAUCAAUGCACAUUAGAACAAAAUAAAAAGAAAGUGGAGCAAAAAAAUAAGGGUGGAAAAUUGAAGGGUUUUUCCAACUAAGGAUAUCCAUGUACUAGGAAAACCUUCAAUCCUUGAGAAGGUGAGAGAGGUAUCAGGAAAAGUAGAGACGGUAGAUAUGAAAGGAUGGAAUGGGGGAAGAAAGAUAAGGAAAAGGAUGGAAAAAGAAACCGAUAGGUCCAGGUGUUGAAAAAAAA
Messenger RNA from Nilaparvata lugens (brown planthopper), 4257 nucleotides. RefSeq lists its product as uncharacterized. The record is from RefSeq and is a predicted model, not a curated record. Lineage: Eukaryota; Metazoa; Arthropoda; Insecta; Hemiptera; Delphacidae. Gene Ontology annotation, molecular function: iron ion binding; heme binding; monooxygenase activity. The coding region runs from base 536 to 3820 and encodes 1094 amino acids. The transcript is spliced from 19 exons.